ACCAAGAUGGAAAUCCAGGGGCUUACUGAUGCCCAAAACACUCACUACCAACAUGGCGCCCCGCGUAAGUCAGGUUCAUCUCCGUUGGGAACGACGACGGGGACCAUUUCUAGCUCCAUUUCAAAGGGGGACCGUUCGGCCUCGCACGGGCUUCAGAGCGACAGCAACAACAACAGGCGGCCGGGCUCCUCUCCGCCUCGCCUGCUGGCGCAAAAUGGCAGCAGCGGCCCUCCUCGCCUGUGCCUCCAGCACCACAGGCACGACGAGAGCGGCGAGGCGGUGCCGCCGCCGCCCCGGGAGGCUCCUCGUACGUCCAGCAUCGAGCUGUGUAACUUAAAUGUGCUGAAAGAGAAGGAGUACGGGGAUUUAGAGUUGCCCGCGGACUUCGUGAGGGCCGAGCUGAAGUACGGCGAGGAGAGCGAGGAGGACGGCGUGCUGCAAAUGGCGCUGCCUCUCUUCGAGGGGGAGGACGGUUAUGGAGAACAGAGGCAGCUGUUGGCCGGGGACUUGGAGCAACAGCAGCAUCAGGACACGAACUGUAACGUUAACGUUAUCGCAUCUCCGUCCAGAGCCGCCGACAGCUCUGCUAGCGACAGCAUAGCGAGCUCUUCCGGUGGCAAAAGCUGUGAGGAGUUCUACGUUGUGUUUAACAUAGUGCAGGAAGAAAAUGGCCUCGACAAAGAGCCACGAACGCGCUCGUGUAAAGUGAACGAGAAGAAAGCCACAGAGCCGUCCAGGUCCACGUACGGAGAGCACGCUUCGGUUUUCACGGAAACAGACGAGAACAACAAGACGAGCAAGGCGAAAUCCCCGCCCGAGUCUGGUUUCGGUAGCUUAGUUAGCCACUCGGAGCUAGCCGGGGAAAGCGGCUCCGCGGCCGGAGGGAAGCGAGAGCUGUUCGGGGGCGACAUGGUGCUUUCAGACGGCGGCGCUGAGGGUGAAUGUAGCGUUAGUGGGAAACUACCCGAUGUGGUCAUGAUGAACUGCGGUCAUUUAGGGUCGACAGAACAGGCCGAGCUGAGCGAGGGCGAGUGUAAAAACAGCGCUGCCCUGGAGGCUGGCAGUGCUGCGAGUAGUGGAGUAACGGACGCAGGUAAAAGUCCGGAGUACGUGGCUGCGGACUACGCCAGGCUCGCUCCAGGCGAGAACGGCGAAGCGCAGGACACCUUUUCGGGCACCAUCACGAUCAACAACCAGAGCAUCAUCUUAACCAUCGAGAACGGGGUACUGACUCUGGCCGCGCCGCCGGAGGGCUAUGCAUACAAAGACGAUAGCAUGGUGAGUUUGAAGGAGCAUCUGGGCAUGAAGGAGCACGAAGACAUCGUUCUGCUCAACUACGACGGCGGGACAAAGUCUAUCGGGAAGAUCAGCAACGUUACCGUAACCGAUCGGGACGAGCGGACCGCCGGCCAGGCGGCCAGUGACUCCGAGCUGACCCUGGCUGAGGAGAGUCCGCUCUCAGAGCUGCCCGGCACUGCUCUGGACUCCUGCCCCUCUGUUAAACAGGAGGAGGGGGCUUUGUGUGCUGUGGACGAAGCCAGCGCUUUAGGUCACGGUUCGAAAGGUGCACCUGUGGGCUUACCUGUUGGAUGUGAGGACGAGAUGCAGCCAAUGAGCCUUGGGGUGCCGACAGGCAUGGCAAAGAAAGGCGCCUUAGUUACUUACCGCUGUCCUCACUCAGGCUGCCCUGAGGCUUUCGACAGCCGCCAGAAGCUCAAGAUGCACCUCGUUUUCCAUACAGAGGACCAGCGCCCCUUCAAGUGCACAGUGGAGGGCUGCGGCUGGUCCUUUACCACGUCGUACAAACUGAAGCGGCACUUGCAGUCCCACGACAAGGUGCGGCCAUACAAGUGCGAGUGGGAGAACUGCGGCCGGCGCUUCACCACUAUCUACAACCUGAAGGCCCAUGUUAAAGCACAUGACCAAGAGGACGCCUUUGUGUGCGAGAUUUGCAGUGAGAGGUUCCGCAGCGCUACGAGGCUCGCCAAUCAUCAGAGAACGCACUUCGAACCUGAGAGGCCGCACAAGUGUGAAUUCCCAGGGUGUGAGAAGGCCUUCAUCACCUUCAGUGCCCUCUUUUCCCACAACAGGACUCACUUCAGAGAGACUGGCCAGUUCACUUGUACUUAUCCCGGCUGUGACAAGCGCUAUGACAAAGCCUGCCGCCUUAAAAUCCAUCUUCGCAGUCAUACAGGUGAGAGGCCGUUUGUCUGUGACUCUGAGUCCUGUGGAUGGACUUUCACUAGCAUGUCAAAGCUGUUGCGUCACAAAAGGAAACAUGAUGAUGACAGGCGGUUUACGUGUCCGGAGGAGGGCUGUGGAAAAUCCUUCACUCGUGCAGAGCACCUGAAAGGCCACAGUAUCACCCACCUGGGCACCAAGCCAUUUGAGUGUAGAGUAGAAGGUUGUAGUGCUAAGUUCUCAGCGCGUAGCAGUCUUUACAUCCACUCUAAGAAACACCGUCAGGACGGGAUGUGUCUGAGAAGCAGAUGUCCUGUGGCUGGAUGCACCAAGCACUUCUCAUCCCGCAGCAGCCUCAAGAGCCAUAUGCUUAAACAUCACAACCUUAGCCCAGAUGUGUUGAGUCAGUUGGAGAGCACAGCCACCCUGACGCCCAGCUGUGAACUCACCAGCGCUGCUCAAACCGCCACUGCCCCAGGCUCUGUGGGAGCAGACCUCAGCAGCUUAGACCUCUCCUCUCUGUUCUCCAGCGUGCCCUCAGGGGCCUCGGCAGCACCCGCUGGCCCUUCAGCCUCCUCAGGCCCCUCCUCCUUCACCAUGGACAUGUCUCUGGUCAGUGCCGGCAUCCUGACCAUAGACCCUGCUUCAGUCGGCUCCUCUCUCGGAGGGGCCAAAGCCGUGGACCCUCUUAUUUUAGCAGCAGGGGCAGACAUGGGGGCGCAUGUUCUGGAGGCUGGCUUAGGGCCUGGUGCAGGCGGAGGGGUCCUGCAGCAGGCAGCGCUGCAUUUAGACGAUGUGCAGACAGUGAACCCUGAGGCUCUAGGAGCGCUAACAACCCUGGCUAUCCAAAGCACCUCAGCAGCGGAACAGCUGCAAGCCCUGAGCUCUUCUAGCGCUUUAACUGCAGAGUCUCCUUCCUCUUCUCUCGCCCCAUCACUCACUCCCUCACUCACAUCCUCACUGUCUUCAUCCCUUGCACCCUCACUCACUUCUUCUCUUGUUCCUUCACUUGCAUCUUCCACUGCUCUGGCGGGACCCCCAGUGCCAGAACUGCUGUCUCCCCAGCCUAAAGCAGAUAUUGGGGGUAGUGAGGCGGCUGUAGGGCCCUUGUUGAGUGGGGUGGAGGUCCUGGCCCAGCCGGAGAACAGCAAAGCCAUGAAUCAGUUUGUGUUUCCCAGCCACAGUGUGUCCUAUGGUGGGCAGAAAGAGACAGAGCUGCCCUCAGUCACCACUUGUUCUUUUAUGGAGAGCAGUGGUUCUGCACGCACCGAUUACAGAGCUAUCCAGCUGGCAAAGAGGAGGAAGCAGAAAGGCCCUGCUGGCAGUGUAGGUGCCUCAGGGGCAACUCCGAGGAAGGCUAAGGGAGGCAAGGGAUCCAGUACUGCAGGGACACUGGCUUCACCAAGUGUCCGUUUUGGAGAAGUAGCUGCAUCGACGACGGGGGGCCUCACUAUCCGAGAUCCGGUGACUGGAGCCCAGUAUGUACAAAUUCAGCUACUGCAGGACGACCCUGCCACUGAUGGAGACUUGGCUUUCCAGCUCAGCUCACAGACAUCGAGUUCUCAUUCCCAGCUUACAGUCGACCUGCCUGUCAACAUCUUACAGGAGCCUUCUGCUAUGGCUGAGGAUGAUAAUGGAUCUGAUAACUCCCAGUUCACCGGCAGCACUAUCAACCUACAGGACUUGGAGUGAGAGCUUGAGGUCGAGUCAGCAAGACCCACUGCUGAACCUAGUGACAGUUCUUUUUCUGUCUCCCUACAUCCCUCCCUCCUUCCCUCUCUCCUCAAGACGUGGAACGCAUCUGUUUUCAAAAUGUCUUCUCUCUGUCUUUCUGGGGAGUGGUGCUGGACAUGACCCUGUUUAAGGGCUUAUUCAUUUAACAUGUUCCUAGGUUUCUGAGCUGUGUAGUCCAUGCAUUUUGAUUAAAAAUGGCUGAUUAAAUUGUCAUAUUUGAACAGUAUAACUGGGCACAUACAUUUUAGCCAGGAUUCAUUUUUUGAAGAUUCAUUCAUUAACAGUGAUUCAGGCAUAGAUCCAGUAUUGGUGAAGGAAAGCUAUUAUGCUAAGAGACUGCCAGUACAGAUUCCAUAGUUUAUCUCCCUCCAUCUAUUGUACCACUUUCAUCUACUUCUAAUAGAGUACUAUGAGGGGCCAACAUUUACUGUCCUUCCUAGAAAGAUGUUAUAAGCAAUUUGUUAUUGUAGUUCUUAUUGCACACUGCUUAUUAGGUUACAUCCUUACUCGCUACAUUUCACAGAGGCAUGGUAAUAAGCCUAAUGAAGACUGCAACAGCAGUAGGAACACUGCUAUAACUGCCUGGUACGUCAUGGCGAGGCUAUGUGUCUUAUAUACUUACACUCAUUUUUGGAACAGCACAAUUAGGUCUGAAAGUUGUAAGAUUUACUGUUGUCUGUGCAGUAAGGUACCUGCCAACCUCAAAAACUCUUUGUAAAUAACACUGUUACUCAGUGUUCUCUCUUUGCCCUCCAGUCCUAACAAGACAACAGCAUUUACAGUUACAACCAUGGAAGAAAUACUUUCUUACCAUUAAGUUUUGUUAAUUUUUUAUGGCUUUUGUGUCUUAUGUAAAAUGUUCUAUGUUCUAUGUUUGUGUAUGAAAUUAAGAUUAAAUGCCACUCUACUUUUUUAUAAAA
Colossoma macropomum (tambaqui) is the source of this 4835-nucleotide messenger RNA. RefSeq names its product zinc finger protein ZXDC. Gene Ontology annotation, biological process: regulation of transcription by RNA polymerase II. The transcript is spliced from 10 exons. Gene Ontology annotation, cellular component: nucleus. Gene Ontology annotation, molecular function: transcription coregulator activity. Lineage: Eukaryota; Metazoa; Chordata; Actinopteri; Characiformes; Serrasalmidae. The coding region runs from base 7 to 3873 and encodes 1288 amino acids. The record is from RefSeq and is a predicted model, not a curated record.